AUGGUUCUUGAUGGGAUUGUAUCUUCACCGUUAAGGAGACCGCAGUGUCUAAAGAAGCAGUGGGAAGAGUUGGGAAGCUGCUCCACGGUUAUUCAGAGGCAUCGAUAUCUCUUAACAGCCUUGCUUCUUUUGGCAUUCCUCUGCUCUGUUUAUCUCUACUUUGCAGUCACUUUAGGUGCUAAGCACUCAUCGUGCCAUGGCUUGACCGGGAAAGAGAAGGCAAUGUGUCAGUUACAACAUGUCCAAACUAUCUCCAAAGGGAAACUCAAAUUCUUCUAG
Messenger RNA from Thlaspi arvense, 279 nucleotides. The record is from the annotation of a GenBank genome assembly. Lineage: Eukaryota; Viridiplantae; Streptophyta; Magnoliopsida; Brassicales; Brassicaceae.